Molecule: messenger RNA, 981 nt
Organism: Paramecium tetraurelia
Lineage: Eukaryota; Ciliophora; Oligohymenophorea; Peniculida; Parameciidae
Exons: 6
Source: RefSeq, a predicted model, not a curated record
AUGUGUAUAAUGGAAAAUUAAUUAAUUAAAUUUCAAAAAUACAGAAGAAUUAGCGAUGGUUUUAAAAAAUUUAUAAGUCUUUAUUAGUCUAGAGGAGGACCCAAGAAUUAAGUGCUUUAUGACGGAGAUAAGAGGAACUCCAUCAGAACAUACAAUGAUAACUCAAACACCAGACAAGGAUUCAAAAUCGGAUGGGACAUUGAUCAAUCUAGAAAGGGAGACACCAAAAUAGCUGGAAAAGUGGGACAAGAUCAAAGAAAUUCAUACAUCCCCUAAUAUCAAACAUAAACCUAUGUGCCAGUUGUGGAAUAAAAUCAAGAUGACGAUUACAUGAAGUAGUUGUACCUUCAAGAAAUGAACAAAAAGCAAGAGCUCGCUGCCUUGUAUAAGCAACCCGAGUAUAAUUACUAGGAUGCUUUGGAUAGUUAUAAUAAUGGAAAACAAUAUUCAAAUAAUAAUAACCCUUCCAACACUUAUGAACAACCAUAAUUGUUGCAAUAAUCUAACAAAUAUGAUCACUAUCAAUAGCCAAAUGUCGAAGAGGAGCUCUAUUAUAAGUACAAAUAAGGGAACAGUGGAAGUAAACAGUAGAAUACUGGUAAACCACCAGUAGCCUCUUAUCAUCCUAUUACAGGAUAGGCUUAUGAAAAUGCCUACACUAACCAAAGAGUUCAAGAACCCUAACAAUAAUAGCAGUAGGAUGAUGCACUUAGUUAAUUUAGUUAAUUGCAAUAACACAAAGUAACCUCGAUGAAGAACAAAACUUCAAACAUCUUCAACACAGAUAUUCAGGAGACUGAGAACAUCAACCACAAUAGACAAAAUAGCAGAGUCUUAAAUAAAAGAAAAGAAAUGGACGAUGCUCAGUAUAAGGGAUAUGGCUAGUUCUACAAGAAUCCAAUUGAUGCAGUCCCAACUCAAUAUAGGGAGUAAAAGUUUGUUAAUAGAAACAUGAUUGACAAUCAGAUAUUUCCAAAAUGA